AACGAAAUCAUAUGGUUGGUUUCAAUUAUUUGGCAAGUCAUACAUUAUCCAACUCACAUCGAAGGUAGUGAAUAAAAUAUCAUGAUUAUAAAUGUUCUAUACUGAGAAAUCUAGAAAAUAAGCAAUAGUUGUUAAACCUGGAAUCAUCCAAAUCGUGUUAAAUCAUAUUGGUUAAUACGUAAGAUUAAAAAAAUAUUUGUUGUAAAACAUAGACACGGAUACUUUGACAAUCACAUAUAGGUAUUAUUUAUUGUAAUAUGUAUUGAGAGAAUUAAAGACCUCCUGCGGAAGGACACAGGUGCUAACAAAUCGACAUUUGCGAGCCCAAUGCAAGAGUAUGGUGGGGGCGUGUCGAGCAAGACGGGGGAGUACCGGGACAGCGGUCCCGAUGGCGGGCGCGACCGGGGCAUGUCCCACCAGGCUGACGGCUACCAGCCCCAGCACCAAUACGCCGUGAUGCAACAGAAGAACUAUGGAUGUUCCAGUAAAGAUUUGUCGGACCAAAACAUGGCUACGUACUGCCGCGUUGCAACUGGGAUUUACGAAGCUACCGCGUCAAGCCAGCAGUACCAAAAUCCAAGAUAUAACAAUCCAUCGGCUCCGACUUUUAGUUCGCCGCCUAAUUCCCCUCUCGUUGGCCUUGUUUUUGAUCCAUCUUCACCUAACUACAGCGGCCCUGGGAUGAUAGGCGACCGAACCGUCAACGCGGACAGGCGAUCCCAAAGCUCCUGGUCUAUCUCCAAUCAAGAACCGAUCGGAACUGGCGCAAAGAAGAAAAUAGUGAAAAGUCAAGACAAGCGCAACGCGUACAGCGCUGACCCUCGCUAUCACGAACGCUACAAGGACAACAGCACCGAGGUAGACCGCCAGCGGAAGGAACGGAACUUGACUUCGGAAUCCACUUCUAGCCUUGAUUUCUUUGUCGAAGGAGAACGAAUGGUAUCAGAACUUUGCAACAUACCUGACUCGCGAACUGAUUCUAAUAAUCAAAAACAAAAUCAAAAUCAGAAAGCAUCCAAUCAGGACGAAGACAAGAAUAAGCCUUCGGUUUCUUCGGAGGUUUUGCUCACUGCCCUAGACAAGAUCGUAAUUCAUGAUCAGAUUCCGAAUCAAAUUGUUCAACUAGCUGUGGAGGCUUGUACUGAUGCUGAAAAUAUAGCAAUCGCACAUCACAACAGACCUUGCUUCAAGAAUAUACACUCUAUCUGUGCCAAAACUCGAUCUAAUGUUCAAAAACCUGAUAGCGCCGUUGCUAAUUUGCAUUCUCAAGGCAUUCCAUGGGUCAUCAAAAACUUUAUCUUCUCCUUUGUACGAAUUUUAGAUGGUUGGAAAGGCGUAAAAGAGCUGCUCAGUGAGAAACAUGACACAUUUUCUAGAAUCGAAAACAAAUACUAUAGUCCUAACAUAAGGGAGUGCUUCGUGCAAUGGCAAGCUGUUACUAAAGAAAUGUUAACUCACAUUUAUAAAACAUUCAAGUGCCUUGACCAUGGUUUCACCAUGGAACAGAAAAGCUUCACUCAUAACUAUUACGCUACCAACUCAGCCGCACCACGCAAUCAAAAUCAGAAUAAGUUCCAACCAGCCAAGCCUCACGCGAGUACUCCGCGUCCAGUGAACGCUUCCCCUCAGCCGUUCAACGCAGUACAACCUCCGUGGGUACAGAACCAGCCGCAAACAGCUUCUCAAAGCUUUAACGAAGGCCCAUGGCCUGCACGAUCUGGAGUAGCAUAUAAAAAGUAUCCCGUAGUACAACCACCAAACUCGCACAAUUUUUAUCCUUUGAAUGAUCAAUCUGAUUUAGAUAACUACCAGAAAGCUCAGUACAAGUGCGACCCGUGCAGUGUACGUGAAGCCAAGCCACGCCAAUCUUGGACUAUUACUAAUGUUCCUGAUUUUCGAGCUCUUGAAGGUAUGUGCCAUGCCGACCAGCGGGAACUUUACACUCAACUGAAACACAAGAUGGAUGCGGAGCUGGGCAAAGCGCCCGGCCAACCACUAUUAGGUAACAUGCCUUGCGAUUUAUUGCAACGUAGAGACAUGGAACUGAAAGCCAAAAUGAUUCCUUUGAGCCAUGUGGAGAAAACAUUAAUACCGAGCAUGGCGGCGGCAGCCGACAUAAGAGGCUGCUACGUUCAGAAGAACAAUAGCUGCGGCGACACAAAGGAAGAGGCUGAUUUUUUUGCGGCAUGGGGUCAGAUGGUCCAAAAAGAACCUAGCGAUUUUAUAACUCAUCACGCUCACAAUAUUCAAAUUCCAUCAAAUGUUGUGACGAUUUCAAAUAAUAUCUCUGGCCCCGUGCAAUUUAUUGAUCCAGAAAACGAUGAGUUUCACGAAAUGUCUAAAGUGUAUAUGAAACCCGGCAGUUACAAAGUGCCGAUUAAACCAGCCGAUCCAAUAUCACCAUUUGUCCAAGGAUCCUCUCAGGACGUGGUGUACGACAACUCUGUAGUAGACGAUAUAGCCCUCAAAAUGAAAGUACCCUUUCCACCCGUUACUUUAGCUCCACAACCAAAAUACAAUCUCGAAGCAUGGCCUUGCUUAAUGUCCAGGCGUACAGACGAUAUAUUUGGUGAAGAUCAAAAAAUGAUUCCUAGACAUGCUAUACCUUGCUUAGAUAUGAGAGCCGCAGACUCUCUUGAUCUGCUUAGCUCUAUGACAUCAGACCGUGCUUGGGAAGCUGCUAAACAGUCCGCUCCGAAGCUAAUGGAUUUUAUUCAUGAAGGAUCCAAAUCUGACACGGCCCGUUUAUACGAUGCGUUGGGUCUGAGUGCAACAGACGAAUUUUCUGAAGAUUUAAAGCAAGUCAAACUUAGUGUGGAGCAAAACGAUGCGUGGUCUACCGGACUAUCCAACCACUUUAUGUCCAAAGAUCUCACUAGUGUAUGGAAUCAACAAUCAGCCAAAAAUGAUUACAUAUUAACUAAGACUCAAGAUCAAUCUAUCUUUGUUGAAGAUACUGUAAAACUCCUUGAUUCUGAGACAAAAUCUCUUGAACCUGAUGACCCCUUGGAAGUUCCUGACAGUAGAAAUGACGAGGAGAAAAAGGAAAAUACUCGUUGCCCCAAUUUUGAUCAAUCUGGUAAUUACGUGCGAGAUGACAAUCAGAAGAAAUCCGGUGGAAAACCAAAAGUCGCAGUGUCAGGAAUGUGGUACCAUCCCAAGAAGAAGAAGCCUUUGGCGGCAAAUACUGUGAAGAAGUUUGAGGCAAUACUAACAAAUCUAUCUCAAAUCAACGAGGCCACAUUUAUUCAACAUGAUAUGGAUAUAAAAGUGGCGCCUAGAUUUUACGAAGUAGUGAAAUAUCCAAUGUGUCUUCAUGAUAUAUCAACUAAACUGAAGAAUUCUUCUUAUACCGAAUAUGAUCAAGUCGUGCAAGAUUUCAGGCGAAUUUUCAACAACGUGCGGCUUUACCUUAAGAGCUAUCCAGAUCCCACUAUGAAAAAGAAUGUCAAUAAAAUUUCUAGUGAAUUUGAGAAAAUGUUGAAUGAAGAGUUUCAAAACAAAUGGGAAUCAAAGUCCAAGACUCAGGACGUCGCAGACUCUCAAGAUAACACCAACAAAAAGGAUGAAAAAGAUUCUGUCGACGCUACCAUCGCUGAAGUAAAGAACGAAGAUAAUAAGAAAAGCGAUCCUAAAUCGAGCGCAGAUGAUAAGAAGUGAUAAGGCACUUUAUUCACACUAAGUUAAGGCUCUGAAGAAAAUCUUCCUGUACCGAGAGGAACUCUUUCGCCAUUCAAAUUUUUCGAGUAUUAUUUUUUUGUUUAAACUUUUUUUAUUUAUAUAUUUAUUUGUUUCAACGACGAGGUCGUCCAAAAGAUGGUUACUCACGUAAAAUCUGCGAUCAUCUGUCUAGUACGAUUCUGAAACUGGUCGAUACUAUGAAUAGGUUUAAAAUAAGCAACCUCUAGUCAAAUAGCAAAUUAUUUUUUAAAACAAAUGUCAGUGACGUUAUCAGAACUUAUAAUACAUAAGAUUAUCAAUUUAAUGUGUAAGUGCUUGCCAGUUUUUCGAAUGGACUUUAUUAGCUUCCGAACGACGGGGCAAAACUUAAUGCGUUGUCUAUUGUUUCUCUCUUUCCUUGCACGAUUAGUUUGUAAUUUCGUUUUGUAUAUUUCGAUUUUCUUAUUUCUUCCAUUGAUUCAUUAUAUAAUAAUAAUCCGUAUUGAUUUUAUGUGCAGAAAAACAAAUUUAUGUUUUGAUGCGACGUCAGUUGUAAUUUAGUUUUCUUUGUCCCACGAUACCCAGCCACAUUAGAACAUUGAUGUCCACAGCUCAUGCAACCAACACGUCGAAUAGAUAUUAGUUCUUUUUUAUAUCUCUAUCUGUGAUGUAUGUUUAGGUAAAAGUUGAUAAUUUGAAUCGUUUUUCACGCUUAAUAACUAGUUGUACGAUUCUCUUGAAACAUGUAAAUAGAAAGGAGUAGAUGUAUAAAAAUUUGAACUUAAAAGUUUAAGUUGUCUUGGAAACCCUGCGCCAUGCCACUAAUUAAUAAUUGUACAUUAAUUUUUACAAAACACGCGUAAAAUUUAUUCCCAAAAAGAUGUAGUGUCGGGUCGCAACAAGUCCGAUGCUCCCAUAUAACGAUAAACUGGACGACGUUAUGAACCCUGGGAAUGGGACUUAUUGCGGCUCGGGCGAGCCUUUCAAAACUUAGUACUGUCUUUAUAUAUAUGUACGUGCAAUAACAUUUUUUUAUCUAAUUUGUUCGUUUGGUGUUCCACAUUGGUAUUUAAAUAUUUUUUUAAUUAAUUUUUGAGUCCAUUUUACCUGCCAUAGAAAAUAAGUGAAUUGCUUACGACGUCAGCUUUCGGAGUAAUGUUCGGCGACACAUACAGGUUGGUGAUUGUGAUUAAAUUCUAAAUUUCAAAUUUGACGACGUUCGAGUUAAUUUUAAGUAUUCAUUAAGUUGUGAUUUUAUUAUUUAACUUAUUUACCUAAAAUUAUGGCAAGGAACUCCUAUGAUAAUAAAAGAGUUAUUUUGUA
Molecule: messenger RNA, 4983 nt
Organism: Trichoplusia ni (cabbage looper)
Lineage: Eukaryota; Metazoa; Arthropoda; Insecta; Lepidoptera; Noctuidae
Gene: mtsh
Exons: 6
Coding region: 328-3660 (1110 amino acids)
Biological process (GO): positive regulation of transcription by RNA polymerase II; chromatin remodeling
Cellular component (GO): histone acetyltransferase complex
Molecular function (GO): histone H3 acetyltransferase activity; protein binding
Source: RefSeq, a predicted model, not a curated record